GCUUCAAUUCCAAUUCCCAAAAUGGAUUUCCCCACAAAACCAUCCCUUUUGUUCUCCUCUGCUCUGCUUUUCCUCACAACCCUUGCCUCCUUCUCCUCUCUAGCCACAGCUGUGGACUACACAUCCUUGGUUUACAAGGGCUGUGCUAAUCAAAAAUUCCAAGACUCAACUGGGAUAUACUCCCAAAACCUCCAAUCUCUAUUCAACUCUCUAGUCUCUUCAGCCCAGCAGAAAAAGACCUUCUUCACCACCACCUCCGGUGACUCCCCAAAUGCAAUCACAGGUCUCUACCAGUGCAGAGGAGACCUCUCCACAGCUGAUUGCUCCACCUGUGUCACAAAGCUUCCAUCUUUAACCCAAAAACUCUGUGGAGAAGUCAUAGCAGCUAGAGUCCAGCUCAGUGGGUGCUACUUGCGUUAUGAAAUUUCUGGGUUGAAGCAGGUUUCAGGCACACAGCUGCUCUACAAGAUUUGCAAUAAGGCUAGUGGGUCUAGUGAUUUUCAAGAGAAAAGGGACUCUGCUUUUGAGAAACUGGAGAGUGGGAUCAAGAAUGGUAGUGUGUUGUUCUAUACUGGGAGCUAUGAGUCUGUUUAUGUUUUAGGCCAGUGUGAGGGAGAUUUGGGCAGCAGUGAUUGUGUUGAUUGUGUCAAAAGUGCUUCUGAAAAAGCUGGUUCAGAGUGUGGUGAUGCAGUUUCUGGGCAGAUUUAUCAGCACAAGUGCUAUAUCAGCUACAGCUACUAUGCUAAAGGUGUCCCAAACUUAACUUCUUCUUCAGGGACUGUAGGGUCUAACCAUCACACAACACAGAAGACAGUGGCCAUUGUUGUGGGAGGUGUUGCAGCUGUGGGGUUUGUAUGUGUAUGCCUGAUGUUUAUCAGGUCCUUGAUCAAGAAGCGUAGUGCCAACAAAUAUGGAGACUACUACUGA
Molecule: messenger RNA, 927 nt
Organism: Fragaria vesca subsp. vesca
Lineage: Eukaryota; Viridiplantae; Streptophyta; Magnoliopsida; Rosales; Rosaceae
Product: cysteine-rich repeat secretory protein 11-like
Exons: 2
Coding region: 22-927 (301 amino acids)
Biological process (GO): plasmodesmata-mediated intercellular transport; transport of virus in multicellular host
Cellular component (GO): plasmodesma
Source: RefSeq, a predicted model, not a curated record